Molecule: messenger RNA, 5131 nt
Organism: Apus apus (common swift)
Lineage: Eukaryota; Metazoa; Chordata; Aves; Apodiformes; Apodidae
Gene: CLN8
Product: CLN8 transmembrane ER and ERGIC protein
Exons: 3
Coding region: 487-1344 (285 amino acids)
Biological process (GO): lipid homeostasis
Cellular component (GO): endoplasmic reticulum; membrane
Source: RefSeq, a predicted model, not a curated record
AGAAGCAAGGCAAAGGAAUCUUGUUUCCUCUGAUUUUUCUGCCAUACAUUUUUCUCAUACUUCCCUAGCAUACUACUCCGGGCUGUCUUGCAUGCUAUUUGGCAACUUGAAGAGUGAGCUCCCCCUGUACCUGCAUCUGGCAAAGUGCUGUUGGUUUGGGGCUAACCGGGGUAACUAAUGGGCCUACAGGCAAACAGGAUCAAGAACUGUUGCUUUGUAUUGCAGCCUUUCAUUUCAUGGGGUGCUAACUGGGACUUCCUUUCUAUUGCUUUUUAUGAAAUUUUUAAGAACAUAUUUAUGUUGGAUGAAACCAGCCAUCUGGUUCAAAAGAUACUAGGAAAAUCUCCUGUGGGCAAAGGAUGGAGAAGGAAAGUUCAUGGUUUCUGGUUUGCGUAAUAGCAUAGGCUGAGUAGGCGUGAAGGAGACUAUAGUGUGGGUGAGAAGUGUCAAGCAGCUUGCAAGGCUUUGCUCUGUAAAAAAGAAGAAAUGAAUCCUACAAACGAUGAUCCAGUGUUUGGGACCAUUUUUGACUGGGACUAUCUCUUAUGGGAAGUUCGUUUGAUGUUUUUAGCUGCUGGUUUUUUUAUCUACUUGGGAGUAUUUCUUCUGUCUCACUGGUUGUCUUCAUGGAUAAGUAGCACUUACCGUUCCUUGUAUGGAAAGGAGAAGGUGUUUUGGAACAUGGCGGUCACACGUGGUGUGUUUGGACUUCAGAGUUGUGUUGCUGGGUUAUGGGCUUUGCUCAUAGAUCCUGUUUUUUAUGCUGACAAAGUGUACUCGCAGCAAAAGUGGAGUUGGUGUAACUGUUUAAUAGCUGCUGGAUUUUUCUUGCUUGAAAAUGUAGCUGUUCACAUGUCCAACAUUAUUUUUAGAACAUUUGAUGUGUUCUUGGUAGUUCACCACUUGCUUGCUUUUGGUGGCUUGGCUGGCCUGGUAAUUAACGUGAAAUCUGGACAUUAUCUGCCUUUGAUGGGAAUGUUGCUGGAGAUGAGUACUCCCUCAACGUGCGUUUCCUGGAUGCUUCUAAAGGCUGGCUACGCUAAUACCUUUUUCUGGAAGGCAAACCAGUGGGUGAUGAUCCACCUGUUUCACUGCCGCAUGAUUCUUACUUACCACAUGUGGUGGGUGUGUAUUUUCAAUUGGAAUUCCGUGAUGGAAAAUCUGGGACUUCUUCAUUUUAUUGUUUUGUUCUCGGGAUUAUUUGCUGUCACACUAAUACUUAACCCAUACUGGACAUACAAAAAAACUCAACAACUCCUCAGUCCAACUGACUGGAACUUUGAAAAUAAAGCAACAGAAAAUGGAAAAUUAAAUGGUGAAACACAGGAAAAGAAGAGGAUGUAACACAGAAAUGGCUGUUUCCUAGUAGGGUAGAAGAACAAUACAAUGCAAAAUAAUUAUUUGCCCAUGAAGUAGCAGCUUUUGUAAGAAGCUCAUUGAUAGAGCAUCACUAUGUAUCAGAAGUAUUUAAAAGCAUUGUUUUUAUUUCCUACAUACACAUAAGAUCUUCAGCCUCUUAGUUAUGAGUUGCACCAAUGAUUUGGUCAGGUUCGACAGUAUUUCAUUAUUUAGUAAUGACAUACUGUCUAAAGGUAUCAUUUGUCCUAAUGCUUCAAAGAGGCUUUACAGUUAAUUUGUCUGUUAAGCUCAAUGUGAAUCAAGUUUAGCCUGAAUCCUAUUUCACAUAUGCCAGAGAUACUGAUACUGGAAAUAGUUGUUUAUUAAGAUCAAUUAUGACCCAAGUUAGGUAUGCAUGGAUACCUAGUGUGCCAUUAAAUCAUUCCAAGUGGCUGAAUUGGUCAGUGGUAGAAUACAGUCAUGUCUGUGUUUUGGUUUCUUUUGUUUGUUUUGUUGGGUGGUGUUUUUUUUGUUGUUUUGUUUGUUUGUUUUGCUUUUUAUUUAAAGUGUGCUUGAGGAAGAUGAUCGAGAGUUCACUGUCAAACUGAGUUGUAGUUGCCCUCUGUAUGGAAGGAGUUCAUAUCCACCACAAACAUGCAUGAAGGGAUGCAGGCAUUCGUUAUACUGUUGGUCUAGCUGGGUUAUCAUAGUGGUCCCUUCUGGACUUAAUAAAAUACAAGAGACAACAAUAGAACAGUUUGACUCUGUUUCAUCCUUGAAAAGUUUGCUGGUUGAUGGAUAAAAUUAUUUUCUUUUUAGGUCUCACAUGAGUGGUCAUGCAGUUAGUUCCACUAGUGCUUCUGUUAUGGUUCCUCUUAUUUUUGGAAAUUCUCUUGGUUUUAGAAUCUGAGGUGACUCCUGUGGAGAAAAGGCCAAAUCACCUCCUUCAGGAGUUCAGCUGUUUUUACAGUAUUUUUAUUUUACUUUGAAGAACAUACAAAGUGAUGCUAACUAUCCUUUGCACUUUAUCUGCCACGUCACUCAAUCCUUCCUUGACCCAAGGAAUAGGUUGCUUUUUUUUGAUAGAGACUUGGCAAAUUGUGGUGGAUGUUUUCCCGACAGUAGCAUUGGUCUAAUGGUUUCUGGGUGUAAUGUUGGACAGCAGAUGAAGCUAUAAAGAUCAGGACAGAAGAGAGUGACGCCUAGUGGCAGGAGAGCGACAAAGAUACUAAUUAUUUUUGGUGCUCUGUAGUAGUUAGAUGAAAAACUCGUCGUCUGGAACUGUCAAAUAGUGUGAUGUGACUGCUAUACAGUUUUAUUUUCCAAAGGAAAAAGACUGAGUAAGCCUAAGCUGUCAAGAAUUUUAGGUCAAGGCACAUGUUAGAGGCUUUCUGUACUGAACAGUAGUAGACCAUACUGUUCUAAAUGUGUAAGGGAAGCACUCUUUGGUGUAAACAACUCCAUUAAUUUUUUGUGAGAAUGUACGUCAUUUUGUUCUGAGUAAAGGGAGGAAGAUAGUGGUCAGGUUGCUGUGUUUCCUAACUCUGUGUGUGCAGAGUUGAACAACUGCUCUCUAAGGGAGAGGAAACAUUGUACUGUUAGGUCACAAAUGUAUAGACCGAUCUUGAUGAUAAUGAUGAAGUGGUGAGUGUUUGAAAUUGCCUGUUCAAAAAUGGGCUGAGAGGGUCUUAGUAAUUUUAUGCAGCAACCCUAUUAUUGUCCUGCUGAUACUCCAAAGGAAAAAAAAAAAUCUACGUUUUGUGCUACCUUCUGAUUUCUAAGCAGGCCAUACUGAGUUUGCAGUGUUUUGGCAGUGUGGCCUGUCUGGAUGCCACCCUGUAGAAAAAAAGAGUUCUCUAAAACUGGGAAUUGCAUACCUCUCCUAUGGAGUUGUGUGAGAGAGAAAUGUUAAAAGUACUAUAGAAAAAAAAUAGAGGGAUUAAUUCCUCAGGAACAGAACCCAGAAAUGUGAUCCAAAUGCAUAUCUUGCAGAAUUGAAACUUCACUUGCAGGAGUUGCAGAUGGGAAGGUAGAGAUUAAGUCACCAGAUACUAAAAUGAUGGUGUGCUCUAUGCAACUUAAAAGGUUUGGGUUCAAUAAAAUAAGGUAAUAAUCAUAAAAAUCUCAGCUACAGAAUUCUGAAGAGUCCUAACAAAAACCAGAAUCAUCAAAAGAAAAAUAAGUUUGGGCCAAGAGUGUAAUUCCUACAGUGUCUGGGUAACGGAAGUAAAGUUUUUGUGUUAAGUAAAGGAAUACAGAGAGUUGGGAUUAGCAGUGUAUUUGUGAUUAAAAAAAAGCUUGUAGAUGUGGCCCAAGCAGACAGGUUGACGGUUAUGUUAGUGGCACCAGACUUAAAAAGUUUUUCUGUAUUACUAAUUUCUAUCAUGUUAAGUGGAUUUUGAAUCUUUCAUUAAUUUUUUUUUUUUUAUCAUAAUAAGGCAAUCUUUUUAGUAUGCAUCUUCGUAUCAGUUUUUUUCACACAAAGACUGGUAUGACAUAUCUCAAAAACCUUUUCCAUGUCUUACCUAUAUAAUUAACCUAUAUAAUUAACGAUAGCUAAGAGCACAUGGUAACCUAAACACUACUAGGCUUGCUAGAACAAGAGAGCUGUGCACUGAUUUUAUUUCUGUUGACUUGAGGAGUGAAAGCAUUUUACAAGCCAGCUAGAAAUGUAACAGGAUAAAAAAAUACAGAUUCUUCAUUUUCAUGGCCUCUGUUACACAGAGCCUCUUUUAUUACUUGAGUGUCUUCGCUGCCAUUUGGCUGCUGCCUUCAAGAGGAUGUUCUGGCUUAUGAUUGUGGAUGACUGUCUCAUUGCUCUGAAACAAUACCAAAAAACUUCUCUAAAUGAGGGUUUUGGUGUCUAAUUACUCUUAAAACUAAGUGCUUCUUUUCAGCACAAAGGUAGACUAGCCAUCAUUCGUUUAUAGAUUUUGUUAAUGUGAAAUUAAUCCCAGUGCUGUUGGGCCCGUUUUAUAAGGCCUCAUCUGCAAUCCAGUGUAGAAAAAUUCACGGUCAUUUUCAGUAGGGUCUUGUUCAUGUCACAGGGUGUGCUGCUGCCGUGAUUUUGAAGGCUCCUGUAUAAUAUGUUUUUGGGUAAUAUUUUGUCUGCCUAGGUGACUGUUAGAGACUUAAUCCUGCUUUCUUGUUGGACCAGUUUAUCCAAGGAGUGCUUUUUUUUGUCACCUUUCUGGCUGAAGCUUUUUUAAUUAAAACAAAACAAAACCAAAAAACCAAACCAACGAGCCAUGAUGGAUAUGGGGAUGUUUGGUAAGGGAUGUUUUAUUUGUUUUGAGUUUUAUUUUUUUUAAAGAAAAACGUCAAGAUUUAAAACACCCUGGCCAGGCAUCUGGUUCUUACCAUCUUUGUACAACAUUCCUAAAUCACAGUUUGCAUUUGUCCUGCCUUAUUUUUUUUCCAAAAGCUUUCAUUGUUACCCCUCUUGCCCACCAAUUUUUCUAGAAAGUUUGCUCACAGUACCGGUCAUGAUCUUGCAGCAGUCUCAUUACUUCAGUGAUGCCUUUAUCUUGCAGUUUUCAGCAUGUACUGGUGGACCCUUCUUCCACUAAACACCCAUGUUCAAAUCUUACAGGGUUUUUUGCUUUCUUCUGAUAACACUUAUUAUAUAUUGCUGUCAUGUACAGCAAUAAGACACCUUCCUUAACCUCAGGGAAAUUCCCACUUAAAGCGAAUUUAGAAGUGUUAUGCAAAUUCAAGUCUGCUCUUGCACUAUAAUGUUUGUUGAAUGGUACAGAAUCUUUGUGUACAUAAAUAAAAGUAUUCUAUUGAAUAA